UGUAUCACACUUACCCAAGAGCCAGCGUGUAACGGGGUUUAUAGCUCUACAGAGAGAGCAGGCUAGGAGAUGGUUGUAGGCAGUGAAAACUCAUUUUUGUGAGCUGAGCCCGUUAUAUAUGUUUUGUUCGGGAUUUCAUAGCGGUGCUGGCAAAAAUGUGUUCGGGUGUUGUGUAAUGUGUAGGAGAUAUUACUAUAUAAAGGACUUUAUAGGAAACAUUCUGUAGGUACAUUCACUAGUUAUAUGUUUGGUAAUUAUAUUAAGAAGAUAGGUCUAGAUCAGAAGUCUGGAAAGUGAUUGAGUGUUUUUAUAAGUAUUUUGAAAACUAUUUAUGUGUGGUAGAUUAUUUUUGCAUUAUGUCUUUUAAUUCUGCAUGAAGAGGUGAUAGGUAUGCAGUGUUGCUAUUUUGGUUGUGUUACAUUUCUUUAAUCGCGUGACUUUUAACAGAAACAAGUGCUAGUUUUUAAAGUUGAGGAAAAUUGUGUUGUACAAAAGAUGAUUGAUGUUCUACAAUGUAUUUAUAUUAACUUUUACAUCGAAUUGUAUAUGUGGGGUGUCUGCUGAUGUAGCAAAGUCUGCAGUGUUACAAAUUGUGGGUUUGGAAGGUUAUGGCUUUUAGGGUUCUGAUUUUGUUAAGCUGUGCACAGAGUAUCAGAUCUCAGAGAUGUAUCUGACUCGGAGGAAGCCAGCCCUGUACCUAAGAGAAGACAGCAGGUAACCCUUAAUUGGUCUGGUCUGUUGGGUAUCUUGCCCAGGAAAUGUAGCAUCUUCAAACUGUUUCUGAUUUGUCUGAUCAUUGGUUUCUUAUCUAUGCUGUGGCUGCAGCUUAGCUGCACAAGUGAUGUCAACAAACGGGGCCAACUAGAAGAAAUGUCUUAUCCAAAGUCCUGUCCCCAAGUCCCUAGAACUGUUAGUGAGGAUCCCUCAUGGGGUCCUCACCGUCUUGCUUUACUAGUUCCCUUUAGGGAGAGGUUUGAGGAGCUCCUAAGCUUUGUACCUUACAUGCACCAAUAUCUGUCUCAGAAGAAAAUAAGACACACUAUUUUUGUCAUCAAUCAAAUUGAUCAUUUCAGAUUUAACAGAGCAUCUUUAAUAAACGUGGGCUUCUUGGAAAGUGGAAAUGAUACAGACUACAUCGCUAUGCAUGAUGUUGACCUGCUACCUCUUAAUCCAGAUCUUGAUUACGGAUACCCAGAGAAGGGACCAUUUCACGUAGCUUCUCCAGAGCUGCAUCCUCUGUACCAUUACAAGACCUAUGUUGGGGGGAUAUUGCUGCUCACUAAACAGCAUUAUGAAAUGUGCAAUGGAAUGUCAAAUCGAUUUUGGGGAUGGGGUCGUGAAGAUGAUGAGUUUUACCGCAGGAUUAAAAGCUCAGGACUCAAGCUCUUGCGCCCAACUGGAAUCAACACUGGAUACCAAACAUUUCGCCAUAUACACGAUCCUGCGUGGAGAAAGCGAGACCAAAAGAGAAUUGCUUCUCAGAAGCAGGAGCAGUUUAAGGUGGACCGUGAUGGAGGCCUGCACUCUGUACAGUAUCGUGUUGAGUCUCGAACAGAGAUCAGUAUUGGGGGUGCUCCGUGCACUGUAUUGAAUGUUCUCCUUGAGUGUGACUUGAAUGAGAGUCCUUGGUGUGUUUUUAACUGAACUCAGAUUUCUCCAUCAGAACACUCCUGCAAAUGGGAUGCAAGUCUGUAGCUAACCAUGGAUUGUAUGAUGAUUUUUUUUAUAUACAUUAUAAUAAAAAGGUAAAAAAUCUUUUGGAUGCUGACCUUUUUACACUGUCAGAUGCUACAUAGACUGAACUUGCAGAUGCUUCCUAACCAGCAAAAGUUACAUUUAGCAACUUUGAUAUUUAAAUUAUAUUUUUAUUACUUGAAUAAAUCAAAAACACCUGAACAUAAUUUUACAUAUAAUAAGCAUGAAAAAUCCUGAGAGCUGCGACACCAUAGCUACCUAGAGGUUUAUCCCUAGUUCCUAUGUACAAAGAAAUUUGUAUGCUUCCUCUGAAGCGUGUAGGUGGCUACUCCAUCUUCUGCCUGGCUCCUAAGCUUGACAUUAAACUCAAAAUCUAAUUUGACAUGAAUUGUUCAAUUUUGCAUAGUUAAAAAUAAAAAACCAGCAACAA
Bombina bombina (fire-bellied toad) is the source of this 2125-nucleotide messenger RNA. RefSeq names its product beta-1,4-galactosyltransferase 7 (gene B4GALT7). The transcript has 6 exons. Bases 811 to 1644 code for a protein of 277 amino acids. The record is from RefSeq and is a predicted model, not a curated record. NCBI's taxonomy places the organism in Eukaryota, Metazoa, Chordata, Amphibia, Anura, Bombinatoridae. Gene Ontology annotation, biological process: carbohydrate metabolic process; proteoglycan biosynthetic process. Gene Ontology annotation, molecular function: xylosylprotein 4-beta-galactosyltransferase activity.